AUGGAUCCCGAGGACCAAACUAAUGGGUUCCGGCACGGCAAGGUGUUAAUGUUCAUCAAUCAGCAAAUGACCAAGCACACAAAAGGCCCCAAGUUCUACCUUGAGAACUUGUCCAAGUCCUGGGAGGAGGUGGAAGACAAGCUCAAAGCCAUCCUGGAAGACAGGGAGGUGCCUAGCGCAGCUCGGGAAGCCUGUGCCUGGGGCAGCCUGGCCUUGGGCGUUCGCUUUGCUUGCAGACAAGGCCACUUGCAGGCGUGCAGAGUGCAGUGGCUGCAUGACUUCGCCAGCCUACACAGGUCAGCGGCACAUGCUCUGGCGAUAGAUCUGAAGAGGCUCGCAGACCAGAAUCAGAUGGAACGCAAGGAGGCGGCCUUCCAGCUUCAGUUGGCCCACACCAAGCUAGCCCAGUUGCAGAGAGAGCGAGACCUGCUGAGACUGAAGCUACUACAUGCAGUAAGACUACCUCCUAUCCCUGUCUCAGCCCCACCCUCUUCCGCUCCUAUAUGCAUAUUUGUUUCAACUCUGCUCACUUCUCUCCAGGAGCUGAGGGCCUCCGCAUUUGCACAGACGUCAGUCAUGACUAAUGCACCUGCUGCUGCCGCUGCUGCCCCUACUACCGCUACUGCUGCCGCUGCCCCUACUACCGCUGCUGCUGCCCCUGCUACCGCUACCCAAUGGGGAGAGACAGAGGCACAAAAUGCAGGGGAGAGAAAAGAGGUGACAGCCAGAGAUACAGCAGAGUGUGGACCAAAAAAGGAGAUGGAUGGUGCUAUAGCCAUAGCUGCCCCUAAGGCAUCCACAGUAGAGCUAGAAGGAAGCACCCUGGAGCAUCUUGGAGUGGUGGAGCAGGAAAAUUAUUCCUUGGGCUUAAAGGGUCAGGCAGAGCAGGAAGAACAUGUGGAAAGUCCCACAUGUUCUGUCUCAGAGCCACUGGGUCCUAGGUCCAUAACCUCCCCACCAUCUGUUACUGUCCAACUCCCUGCCUCAUUUACAUACCCAUAUGAGAGUCCCUUCCCAGUCACACCCACCCCAUCCCCACCGCCAAGCAUACUCACAGAACCUCAGAUGCCUCCCUACUUCAUGGCCACUGAUAUGAAUAUGUCUGAACCUGAGGGCCCAACAGUUUAUCUCCAAGAUGCCCCAAAAGAUUGCAGUGAUUUUAGACUCCAGCAGCAGAGACUAGCAGCAUUACACAGGCAUGGGAAUUGGGGUUGCCACUGGUGUAAAUUUGUGAAUUUUUCAUGGCAGAAAACUUGCUUCCACUGUGGGAGGCAAGGCUGGCUGCCAAGCCCUCAGUGGAAGGAGGAGGAGGGACUGCACCUGGACCAGACUGGGUCACAACUGACCAUCUCUCAGAGACUAUGA
Messenger RNA from Acomys russatus (golden spiny mouse), 1365 nucleotides. Its product is annotated as testis-expressed protein 13A-like. Lineage: Eukaryota; Metazoa; Chordata; Mammalia; Rodentia; Muridae. The transcript is spliced from 2 exons. The coding region runs from base 1 to 1365 and encodes 454 amino acids. The record is from RefSeq and is a predicted model, not a curated record.